Molecule: messenger RNA, 516 nt
Organism: Vicia villosa (hairy vetch)
Lineage: Eukaryota; Viridiplantae; Streptophyta; Magnoliopsida; Fabales; Fabaceae
Product: peamaclein-like
Exons: 3
Coding region: 83-358 (91 amino acids)
Source: RefSeq, a predicted model, not a curated record
ACUUGUUCACACUCACACAACUCAACCAAAUAAGACUUAGAAUUUCUCAAAGUUUAAGUUUCCCUUUCCUCUAUUCUAUAAGAUGAAGCCAGCAUUUGCAGCUCUUCUACUUGUGUGUCUUAUCCUCUGCUCAUCUAUGUUUGAAAUCUCAGCACUUGGUGUUGGUGCAGGUAGUUUCUGUUCGGCGAAAUGCGGGCAAAGGUGUUCGAAAGCUGGGAGGAGAGACAGAUGCUUGAAUUUCUGUGGAAUAUGUUGCAAUAAGUGUAAGUGUGUGCCAUCAGGAACAUAUGGUAACAAACAUGAGUGUCCUUGUUACAGAGACAUGAGGAACUCAAAGGGAACCCCAAAAUGUCCUUAAUCUCUAUGUUCCAUAUAUUUCCAAGGAUAAUUGGUCUUUGAUAGUUGAUCAGUUUUGAUGAGAAUGGGAAUAAAUAUGGAUCCUAAAUGUAUGUGUAACGUGUUAAUCAGGUUCUAUGGUUUUUUAAGUUAAUAAAACUAGUACUUUGAUUCUCAUUA